UCAUUGUGUUUACACUUUCUGACUUAAGCUAUUCAAGUUUGGUACAUAGGUAGUAUAAAGUGGAAUUAAAAAUGUCUGCUGGAGCUUCACACUCGAGACUAUUGAUCAAAGGAGGAAAGAUUGUCAAUGCAGAUCGAACAUUUGAAGCGGAUAUCUAUAUUGAAAAUGGAAUCAUUCAACAAAUUGGAAAAGGACUGAUGAUUCCUGGAGGUGCACAAGAAUAUGAUGCCACUGGAAAAUUGGUCAUGCCGGGAGGAAUAGAUACACAUACACAUAUGCAACUCCCUUUCAUGGGGCAUCGUGCCGUUGAUGAUUUUUACACUGGAACAAAAGCGGCAAUUGCUGGAGGUACGACAAUGAUAUUAGAUUUUGUUUUGGACCAGAAAAAUGUUUCAUUGAUAGAAGCGUACAACAAAUGGAGAGGUUGGGCUGAUCCAAAAGUUUGCUGUGAUUAUUCUUUUCAUGUUGGAGUAACUUGGUGGAGUGAGCAAGUGAAAGAGGAAAUGGCAACUUUAGUGAAAGAACAUGGUGUGAAUUCAUUCAAAAUGUUCAUGGCAUAUAAAGAUGUCUUCAUGUUACCUGAUCAUGAUUUGUAUGAAGUAUAUAAGCAAUGUAGAAAUAUUGGUGCGAUUGCCCAAAUGCAUGCAGAAAAUGGAGACGUAAUUGCUCAUGAGCAAAAGAGAAUGCUUGAACUUGGUAUCACAGGACCAGAAGGACAUGAAUUAUGUAGACCUGAAGAUGUAGAAGCAGAAGCUGUUUUGAGGGCAAUCAUGAUUUCAAAUCGGGUCAAUUGUCCAAUGUAUAUAGUACAUGUGAUGAGUAAAUCAUCGGCAAAGGUCAUAGCAAGGGCACGAAGAGAAGGGAAAGUUGUCUUCGGUGAACCGAUUGCUGCUUGCCUAGGCACAGAUGGUACUCACUAUUGGCAUAAAUGCUGGCGACAUGCAGCAGGACAUGUAAUGGGUCCACCACUGAGACCUGAUACAACAACACCUGGAUAUCUUAUGGAUUUACUAGCUAAUGGAGAUUUGGAAUGCACUGGCACUGAUAAUUGCACUUUCAGUGGAAAUCAAAAAGCUCUCGGCAAGGAUGAUUUCACUAAAAUUCCCAAUGGAGUGAAUGGUGUCGAGGAUCGAAUGUCAGUUAUCUGGGAGAAAGGUGUUGCUUCUGGAAAAAUGGAUGAAAAUCGUUUUGUAGCAGUUACAAGUACAAAUGCUGCAAAGAUAUUCAACUUAUAUCCACGUAAAGGAGUAAUAGCUGUUGGUUCGGAUGCUGAUAUUGUGGUCUGGGAUCCAGAAGCUACAAGAACUAUUUCUGCAAAGACUCAUCACCAAGCUGUUGAUUUUAACAUUUUUGAAGGAAUGGUUUGUCAUGGAGUUACUCUCUGUACAAUAAGUCGAGGAAAAAUUGUUUAUCAAGAUGGCAAAUUCAAUGUUGCUGCUGGAGAUGGAAAAUUUAUUCCCAGAAAACCUUAUGCUCCAUAUGUGUACAAGAAAAUCGAUUGUAGACAGAAAUCUCAUGAUCCAGUAAAGGUGGAAAGAGAGCCAUACACAGGACCAGUAGCGACACUACCUGAUGAGAAUGGGGUACCUAAAACUCCCGAUACUCCAAGAUCUCGUAAUUUGCACCACGCCACCUCUAUUGGUGCAGGAGGGCAACAUGUCAAUCUGGCCAAUGAUUCAACACAUCCUUCUACAAGAGUUAUGGCCCCACCAGGUGGCAGAUCUACCUUCAGUUUGUUUUAAUCAAGCGCUGUAUAUUUUGGUAGUUCAGCAUUAGACCAGAUAUUCCAAAUUCCAAUAUAACUUUGCCUUUUCAAUUAUGCCAUCGCCGGACUUAAGUUGUGUGUUUGAAUUGUGUUUUUAUCAAAUCAAAUGUAAAUUUCAUGUACCGUCCAAAGCUAUAAUUUUGAAAUGCUGAAAUAAUGUAAAAAUGUUAUGUAGUAAGUAGUGCUUUAUGUAUAAAAAGGGCCUUAGAUAGGUUGUCUCAGCGAUGAAAACUAAAUAUAAAUCAGUUGCCAUUGUUAUGUAGAGAUUUUUUGUAUACCUAACACAUCUAGUCAUGAAUUAGUUAUGGAAUAAUGAGAAUGGUAUAAAAUUUAGAUUUGCUCAAUAAUUUCAUUGGAUUUAUUGCAAGCAGUUUUGCUUCAUUUGUCCUUUUGACAAAUAUUUGCAUAUCGCUGUACUACCAGUAAUAUUGUAAUAUUGUUUGCACAAUUCUAAAAUGCCUGAACCUGGUUUUACAUGACAGGAAAUGCCAUGAAAAUAUA
Molecule: messenger RNA, 2266 nt
Organism: Styela clava
Lineage: Eukaryota; Metazoa; Chordata; Ascidiacea; Stolidobranchia; Styelidae
Product: dihydropyrimidinase-like
Biological process (GO): pyrimidine nucleobase catabolic process
Cellular component (GO): cytosol; cytoplasm
Molecular function (GO): dihydropyrimidinase activity
Source: RefSeq, a predicted model, not a curated record